Rubroshorea leprosula is the source of this 4867-nucleotide messenger RNA. NCBI's taxonomy places the organism in Eukaryota, Viridiplantae, Streptophyta, Magnoliopsida, Malvales, Dipterocarpaceae. The record is from the annotation of a GenBank genome assembly.
GUCCUUUUCUCUUCAUUUGGUUGUUUCCUCCUCAUAUUUUCCCCUCUGAUCAGGUUUCCGACGCCGGAACCCUGAUCCAGCAGCCAUGGCUGCCGCUAAUGCUCCCAUCACCAUGAAGGAAACUUUGACGUUGCCGAGCAUCGGGAUUAAUCCGCAGUUCAUAAAUUUCACGCACGUUACUAUGGAACGAGGCCAGGUGUUGCUUGCUACAGUGAAUGAAGCAACAAUUAUCCCUUUCAUUAGCAGUCAGUUGAAUAAUCUGGAACUUGCUGUUAACCUUGCCAAAAGGGGGAAUCUUCCUGGUGCCGAAAAUUUGCGAUUUCAGGAAUUGUUUUCUCAGACUAAGUACAAGGAAGCUGCUGAACUUGCUGCUGAAUCACCACAGGGGAUUCUCCGUACUCCUGAUACUGUUGCUAAAUUUCAGAGUGUUCCAGUGCAAGCUGGGCAAACUCCACCGCUACUGCAGUACUUUGGAACUUUGUUGACAAGAGGAAAAUUAAAUGCUUUUGAGUCCUUGGAAUUAUCUCGCCUUGUUGUAAAUCAGAAUAAGAAGAAUCUUCUAGAGAAUUGGUUGGCAGAAGAUAAGCUAGAAUGCAGUGAGGAGCUUGGAGAUCUUGUGAAGACAGUAGAUAAUGACCUUGCGCUGAAAAUAUAUAUUAAAGCUAGGGCAACUCCGAAAGUUGUUGCUGCAUUUGCUGAGAGGAGGGAGUUCGACAAGAUUCUAAUUUAUUCAAAGCAGGUGGGAUACACUCCUGACUAUUUGUUCCUGCUGCAAACAAUUUUGAGGACGGAUCCCCAGGGUGCUGUUAAUUUUGCUUUGAUGAUGUCCCAAAUGGAGGGUGGUUGCCCAGUUGACUACAACACAAUAACUGAUCUCUUCCUACAGAGGAACUUAAUUCGUGAGGCAACUGCAUUUUUGUUGGAUGUGCUGAAGCCAAACCUACCUGAGCAUGGAUACCUUCAGACAAAGGUUUUAGAAAUCAAUCUAGUUACAUUUCCAAAUGUUGCGGAUGCUAUAUUGGCCAAUGGUAUGUUUAGUCACUAUGAUCGUGCACGUAUUGCCCAAUUAUGUGAAAAAGCUGGUCUAUAUAUCCGAGCCCUUCAGCAUUAUACGGAAUUGCCUGACAUCAAGCGUGUCAUUGUGAAUACACAUGCCAUUGAGCCCCAGGCUCUUGUUGAGUUCUUUGGAACCCUUUCAAAGGAAUGGGCUCUUGAAUGUAUGAAGGAUCUUCUAAUGGUCAAUCUUAGAGGAAAUCUACAGAUAAUUGUCCAAACUGCCAAGGAGUACUGUGAACAGCUUGGUGUUGAUGCAUGUAUAAAACUCUUUGAGCAAUUCAAGUCCUACGAAGGAUUGUACUUUUUCCUGGGUUCAUACUUGAGCUCCAGUGAGGAUCCUGAUAUCCACUUCAAGUACAUUGAAGCAGCUGCCAAAACUGGGCAAAUAAAGGAGGUAGAACGAGUCACUCGUGAAUCAAAUUUUUAUGAUGCUGAAAAGACAAAGAACUUUCUGAUGGAAGCCAAGCUCCCAGAUGCACGUCCUUUAAUUAAUGUGUGUGAUCGUUUUGGUUUUGUUCCGGAUCUCACCCAUUACCUAUACACAAACAACAUGCUUCGUUAUAUUGAGGGUUAUGUUCAAAAGGUAAACCCAGGGAAUGCUCCCUUGGUUGUCGGGCAGCUGUUAGAUGAUGAAUGCCCUGAGGAUUUCAUUAAGGGCCUUAUUCUGUCUGUUCGUUCCCUUCUUCCAGUUGAGCCCCUUGUGGAAGAAUGUGAGAAGAGGAAUCGGCUUCGCUUGCUGACUCAGUUCUUGGAGCAUUUAGUGAGUGAGGGAAGUCAAGAUGUCCAUGUUCACAAUGCUUUGGGUAAAAUAAUCAUUGACAGCAACAACAACCCAGAGCAUUUUCUCACUACCAACCCAUAUUAUGAUUCACGUGUAGUGGGUAAAUAUUGUGAAAAGCGAGAUCCCACACUUGCGGUUGUUGCUUACAGGAGAGGCCAGUGUGACGAUGAACUUGUCAAUGUCACAAAUAAGAACUCGUUAUUCAAAUUGCAAGCCAGAUAUGUGGUGGAGAGGAUGGAUGCGGACCUUUGGGAUAAGGUUCUUAAUCCUGAAAAUGAGUAUAGAAGGCAGCUUAUUGAUCAGGUUGUAUCAACUGCUUUGCCUGAAAGCAAGAGUCCAGAGCAAGUAUCAGCGGCUGUUAAAGCUUUUAUGACUGCUGAUCUUCCACAUGAACUGAUUGAGCUUCUUGAAAAGAUAGUUCUCCAAAAUUCUGCUUUUAGUGGGAACUUCAAUUUGCAAAAUCUACUGAUAUUGACAGCUAUCAAGGCUGAUCCAUCAAGAGUAAUGGAUUACAUUAAUAGAUUAGACAACUUUGAUGGUCCAGCAGUCGGGGAGGUUGCAGUGGAAGCUCAAUUGUAUGAAGAGGCAUUUGCUAUUUUCAAGAAGUUUAAUUUGAAUGUUCAGGCAGUAAAUGUACUGUUGGAUAACAUCCGGAGUAUUGAUCGAGCUGUGGAGUUUGCAUUCCGUGUUGAAGAAGAAUCUGUCUGGAGCCAGGUUGGCAGGGCACAACUUCGUGAGGGCCUAGUGAGUGAUGCAAUUGAGUCCUUUAUUCGUGCUGAUGAUGCUACCGAGUUCCUGGCUGUGAUAAAGGCAGCUGAGGAUUCAAAUGUAUACCACGACUUGGUCAAGUAUCUUCUAAUGGUGAGGCAGAAGACCAAGGAACCCAAAGUGGACAGUGAACUCAUCUAUGCUUAUGCUAAAAUUGACCGGCUGGGUGACAUAGAAGAGUUCAUUCUGAUGCCAAAUGUUGCUAAUCUCCAAAAUGUUGGAGAUCGCUUAUAUGAUGAGGCUCUUUAUGAGGCAGCAAAGAUCAUAUUUGCAUUUAUAUCAAACUGGGCUAAGCUGGCUGUCACCCUUGUAAAGCUAAAACAGUUCCAAGGUGCUGUUGAUGCAGCUCGGAAAGCCAACAGUUCAAAAACUUGGAAGGAAGUUUGCUUUGCUUGUGUUGAUGCAGAAGAAUUUCGUUUGGCUCAGAUAUGUGGUCUCAACAUCAUCAUACAGGUUGAUGAUUUGGAGGAGGUCAGCGAGUAUUACCAGAACAGGGGAUACUUUAAUGAGCUCAUAUCCCUCAUGGAGAGUGGUCUGGGUUUGGAGCGAGCACAUAUGGGCAUCUUUACAGAGCUGGGAGUUCUAUAUGCAAGAUAUCGUCCUGAGAAGCUCAUGGAGCACCUAAAACUGUUUGCAACUCGUCUCAACAUUCCAAAGCUCAUACGAGCUUGUGAUGAACAGCAGCACUGGGAGGAGUUAACUUAUUUGUAUGUUCAAUAUGACGAAUUUGACAAUGCUGCAACGACUAUAAUGAACCACUCCCCAGAAGCAUGGGAUCACAUGCAAUUCAAAGAUGUUAUAGUCAAAGUUGGAAAUGUGGAGCUCUACUACAAGGCUGUGCACUUUUACUUGCAAGAACAUCCUGAUCUUAUAAAUGACGUCCUUAAUGUGCUUGCCUUGCGCGUCGACCAUGCACGUGUUGUGGAUAUAAUGCGAAAGGCUGGGCACCUACGUCUUGUUAAGCCAUACAUGGUUGCAGUUCAAAGCAACAAUGUGGCUGCUGUAAAUGAAGCUUUGAAUGAGAUCUAUGUAGAGGAGGAGGAUUAUGACAGACUUCGCGAGUCUAUAGAUCUCCACGAUAACUUUGAUCAACUAGGCCUUGCUCAGAAGAUUGAGAAACAUGAGCUUCUUGAAAUGAGGCGUGUUGCUGCUUAUAUUUAUAAGAAGGCAGGGAGGUGGAAACAGUCCAUUGUGUUGUCGAAGAAGGAUAAUCUUUAUAAAGAUGCUAUGGAAACAUGUUCUCAGUCUGGUGAUCGUGAACUUUCAGAGGAACUACUUGUCUACUUCAUUGAGCAGGGAAAGAAAGAGUGUUUUGCAUCAUGCCUCUUCGUCUGCUAUGAUUUGAUCCGGCCAGAUGUUGUGCUCGAGCUUGCCUGGAUGAACAAUAUGAUUGAUUUUGCUUUUCCAUAUCUAUUGCAGUUUAUUCGUGAGUACACAAGUAAGGUCGAUGAACUUGUGAAGGAUAAAAUUGAGGCUCUUAAAGAGGUAAAAGCAAAAGAGAAAGAAGAAAAGGAUAUGGUUGCUCAGCAGAAUAUGUAUGCCCAGUUGCUGCCUCUUGCAUUGCCUGCACCUCCAAUGCCAGGAAUGGGUGGUGCAGGGAUGGCUGGAGGUUUUGCUGUGCCACCACCACCUCCAAUGAGUGGGAUGGGUAUGCCUCCAAUGCCACCUUACGGCAUGCCUCCCAUGGGUUCCUACUAAUCUCUGGACAGAUCUAGUCUAGUAUACAUUUAACAUGGAAUGCCUUACCUUCCACUUGGUGAAAGCUCACAUUGCCUGAUCUUUACUUGUUUGUGAGGUGUAUUUUUUAUAGUUUGAUAUCAUUAUAGUGGAUCAUAGAACUGAAGUGAUGCUGCUUUACCAUACUACCCUGGAAUCUAAUAGAGGGGUAUGACAUUUACUUGAGUAAUGGAUGUGAUGUCGCUCUUCUGACCUUUCUCUGACAAGUUUUCACAGAUGCAGCCAUCGAAUUUGCUUGUGAUCGUGGCAAGUCUGCUGAAGUAUAGAUUUGUUUUAGCUUCAUCAUUAUAAGUUUCCUUUGCUGAUAAUUGUUAGGGACAUCUAGACUCAUCCUCGUAGGGUAGAAAGUUUUGUACUCUUUUCCCCAAUGUAUAACAGUUUCCGCAACGUUUCUUUGUUUCUUUCUCUCUUUCUUUUCAUUUCUUUUCUUUCUUUUUUCUUUAUUGAUCGCCAUGUUGCAUUUCAAAAUUCAUGUUUAUGAUGCUUUUAUCGCACUGGGAAGUAAAAUAAACACAGCUGAUAGAU